Molecule: messenger RNA, 6468 nt
Organism: Symbiodinium pilosum
Lineage: Eukaryota; Dinophyceae; Suessiales; Symbiodiniaceae
Source: the annotation of a GenBank genome assembly
AUGCUUCGUGGACUGUGGCCACGUGCGCACCACGAUGUCGACCGCGCCGACUUUAACUGCGCGAGGCCGUCCGCGCCGGCUCAAACUGCGCGAGGAGCUGCGUUGCUCUUGAUGUAUGCUGUUGUGAGUGUGCUCGUGCAUGGCGUGCUACAUGCUUGGCGGCGUAUGGUAACCGCGAUGCUGGAGGUUUUGCGCCGCGCGGUGGCGUGUAUGUCGUCCCAAUGGCAAGGGCGGGCUCGGCGGUCGCGCGCGCCUGACCGCAGCGCAUGUCGUGGUACUGCCUUCGUUGUCCAAGUCAAGCUAUGUUACGUGGCAUCCGUUUGGACACGGUUACGUGAAUGUCAGUUUCUGCGUGAAAAAGUGCGAUCAGGGCGAGGGCUGUUUUUGGCUGUCGGCUACGUGACGUUCGGGCUAGUCGCUUUGGACAUGCUUGCAGGGCAGACUAGGAGUGACAUCAUCGCUUUGCGCGCUGGGGGUGUGUUUGCAUUGGCGUGGGCACUGGCACGCGAGACUCAUGUGAGGUCCAGUCGCGGCUGUCGUGCUCUCUCCGUGCUCGUGGUUUGUUGCGAGGGCUGGCUGACAGGCAUGUCAUGGUUAGUCGUGUUGAUGUGCGGGUCAUGGGCGUGGUUCGUGCCAACAUUCGGGCGAGAACCGAUCCAUUCAAGGACUGCGUCGGUGCCCGUCGAGAUCGCGGGUUUGCUGUUGUCCGUUCUGGGCGAGCCGGAUGAGGUGGAGAACGUCCUUCGUCCAGAUUGGGUGCAGGGCUGGGCCGGGUGGUGUGAACUCGAUGCCAGCGACGACGCUAGUUGGCGCCACGUGCCUGCCAGCCCGCGCCAGGCGAACAAUUGCUUGCUAGAUGGUUUGUUGUUAACGUUAACGCGCGCCAACUGCGCGCCAUCGUCAUUGCUCAACGACGAGCGCGAACGCCGCGACGCGUGCGCGGCAUGUCGGCGCAUGCUGGUGCAAUCUGCGGAUACAAGAUUGCGACCAAGACAACUUUCUUGCUCAGGCUCAGGAACCAUUCUGGCGGUGACGGAGGCAGAACACAAUGCAGCCUAUCUUCAAGGUGACAUUCAUGGCCCUACUGCUGUGCGCUUCGUUCUGGAGCGCUACAACCACCGCGCCGUCACUGUGGGCUCAGUACGCAGUACUGUAUACACGCGAUACGAUUGCCCGGCGCUGGAUCCGAGCAAUUUAAGUACCACCGUGCAGGUAAGAAACGACCUGAACGCGGCAGCGCUGCAGUUGUCUCUUUUUUGCCACAUGGAUGCAGCUGGCAACAGCUACCAUUACGAGGCGUGUGACAUGGACAUCGACCCCAGCUCGGACUCGGGCGUGUCUGUUGCUGGUGCGGCGUGCCCCGAACGUGUACCUUGUCUGCAUGGUCUGCAAGCAGAUUUGCAGGCAGCGCGCCCCACCAUAAACACUGUGGACGCCGAGCGUGUCUGGCAGUCGUGGGCCAACGAGGCGUCCCUGGGCACGAGCCUGAUGACCCUGCCUCAAGCCGGGUUGUCAUAUGGGGACUCGGGUCUGAACGCUGCAGCUCGCCUACAUUUCGGUCCUUCCAUUUUACGCGAGCGAAAGGCGAGCGCCAGCUCGCGUAGGCUGGGUGGGGACCAUGGGCUGGCCCCGCCGCGGACUGGUGUUUCCGACACUGCUCUCGAUUUGGACGCGGCGGCUUCGUCCGGUGGCAGGCAGCGCCUGCGUUUCAAGCAGCCGUCGAGCGCGUACGCGGUGCCGGAUCAGCUCGAACGCGAUGAGUUUAUUGUGCGCGCCAUGCCGGCCACGCACAGUCCGGAUCCGCGAGCGGGCUUUGAGGAAGAAGUGGCACGCUUGGCGCAGAGGUUGUUGAGUAAGCCGUUAUUGCCGAUGUCGCAGCAAGCAGCGGCCGUGCGCUCUGGGGGAGCGGUGCUGCCGCCCUCGUGCCAUUGCACUUUUAAGACGUGCGGAUGGGAGGGUGACAGUGAGCAGAGCCUGAAGCAGCAUUUGCAAGCCUCUCAUAAGAGCGACCUGUCUGCGGCUGCAGAUUGCUUGCGGCCGUCAGGCCCGCGGGGUGAGAUGCUGUACGCGUGCUAUGCAGCCGCAAUCAGUGUCAAGUGCCAAGCAGAAGCUCCCUUUGCGUGCGCCAGCACAGAUCGCCGAUGCUUGCGUGAAUGUCACGCGGCGCUGGGCGACCCGGAGUUGUGCACGCUCGUAUGUUUCGUGUGCGCGCGGCGGUUUGCGUACACUGGCGGCACUGGCAACGCAGAGAUUGCCUGGCGGAGGUUGGGCGGUGGAUUAGGGAAAGUUUUGGGUCGGUCCGCAGAAGAGCUAGAAAGGCUCCUGGGCCUAGAGACGUACUCCAAGCGAUGUGUGGCGGAACCCAGGUCUGGACGCAGCAGCGCGUGGCAUGCAGGAAUACCUGCUUCAAUGCCGCGUCUUGUGACCUGCGAGGCAACACCGGUGGAUGUUUUGUGCUGCCCGGAAGACAUACGCUGCCAAGUCUGCGCCUGCGACGGACACGACUUGUGUGAGCGCUGCGAGGCGCCGCUGCGCACGUACUGGCGCGUCAUGGACGAGCUUGCGCAAAGCAAUGUGCGCCGGAUCGCGGCUCCUGGCAACGCUACAACGUUCCUGCUUCCGUGGGAACACGUGCUGACGCAACUGCAAAACCUCGAAGAGGCCUUCCGCAACGUGUCGAUAGUCGACGUGCGCGAGAGGGCGGUUCUGCUGCCGGAAAACGGUGUUCCCGACGCGGUGCGUGUGUUGCUGCCGUACGACGAGGAUCUGGAUUACCUCCAGCCGCGCAAGAACGCCGCGCCGUCUGCGCCAGAAGAAAGUUUGGACAAGGUCGAGGCACGAAUGCGCCAUCUGAAGCCGAACGCAGUGGUCCUGGAGAAGUCUUGCGCGCCCGAGGGGGAUGUCAACGCGCAACGGGUGCACGCAGUUUGCGAAUUAGCCGAGCAGGCCAGACAGGCGGACGCCCCCAACACAUCAGCGCUACGUGUUCAGAGGUUAGAGAUCACAACUGGAUCUCGCGUGCUGGACCAGUUCGAACCGUGGUAUUUUGGGGUCGCGUUUGCAUAUCUUUCGAAGUACUGCGCUGGCCUGCCGGAUGCAGCCGAGUGGGUCGAGAAGCCUCGGUGGCGAAGGACGGAAGACGAGCCGCGUAUUGGACUCAGCCAUUGGGUGCGCAUCAUGGCGAGGCGCGUAGAAUCGCAACUCGGACGUGACUCGGUAUUCGGUUUCGCAACGUGGAACGUCUUGUUUCGCUCGGCUGCGAAUUUGUCACGGACGGUCUACGUCCUAAACACGCUGGUGUACGACGCGCAGCAGAAUAGCUGGACAUACACAGAUAGCGCUGGUCGCAAACAACCGGUGAACGGCGACAUGACGAAGGUCGGCCGCGUCCAGAACUUGAGCUCCACGGCCGUGAAGCUCCUUCGAAGCAUUUCACAGACGGCGCAGCACCUCCCCGGUACGCAAGAAGCUCGCCGACAUAUGCGACACGACAUCGAGGCAAUGCGCGUGCGUUUCGGCUUGCCCGUUUUUGCUACUUUCUCGCCCGACGAAGCCCACCAGUUGUUAUACGUUCGUUUGUGCCGUACGCGAGCGUCCGACCCGGGACGUCUCCGAAGCAGCCGAAGCUGGAAUUAUGAUCCUUCAGCACUUGGAGAGCUGCUGGACGUCAAGGCGUGCAGUGAUAUGGGCUACAUUUUUCACGCCUCUUCCAAUGUGAAUUACGAUUCCAUUGAUGCUCACGGGUUGGUUCUGUCACCGUACUCUCACGGCAUUGGCCAUGAAGAAGGGCGCGUCGGCGUACACUUUGUGUAUGCUGGAGGAGUCACACAGCCUCGCCAUGGUACUGUGAUUCGUAGGGGCAGAGACAUUCACUAUUGGACCGACGAGAUAGACGGCGUCCUCAAGACACGAGAUGAGAACGCCAAGGAGUUUACACGGUUCCUCUCCUCCGUCAACAUGGUUACCUGCAAUCCUUGGUAUCUGUGGGAGAAGGGGUCAACAGGGGAGACUUUCUAUGACUCUCCUUAUGCCAUCAAGUUUGAUCCGCAGCUGAUCUAUAAGAAACUCAAACGAGCAGAGUUCUCGCCCCAGAGCAAGUUUGUCUCUCGCGCGUACAAGGAACUCUCAGGCUAUUGCGCAUUCUUGGAGACAGAGUUCUCUCGUCAGCAUGCCACCAUGGAGUUUGAUUCUUAUGAAGAUUUGCUGCAAUCUACUAAUAUCGCCGAAAGCCUGGAGUCCAUUCCGCCUGUCAUGUCCGAGGUUUUAGGUGCUGUCCUUGACGCCGUUCCUGAAUGGAACACAGCACGUGUGUGCCGCACACCUCGCACUGGUGGGGUAGGCGUGGGCAACCCCUUGGGAACCUCCAGGGCAGUGGACGCGCUCAACGGCGCGAGGACUGUCUUCCAGACUGAGGGACACCAUGCUGUUCUUGUGAGAGAUGAUGAGACAGAAGUUCCUGCUGAGGAACCAGAGCGGGACGACAUCGAGGACUGCACCGCUGAGCCUGGUGACGAAAUCAUCAGUGAUGAGUCAGAAACCGUGGUUGACAUGGAAGAAGAGACAGGCUCACCCACCGGUGAGGUAGUCGACAACUUCGCAGAAGUUUUUCAGUUGCCUACCAUUACUGGUGAGGAAGAUGAGGAGAUGAUCUCAACGGACGUCUUUAGUCCUGCAGAAGUCAUUGAGUUGCAGGCCGACGAUGUUCCCACUCAGGAAAACAAUGAUACCAAUGAAGCCGGCAUUCUGGAUUUUCUUGCAAGCGUUGCCGAGCAUUCUAAGGAGUCAGCUGCCAGUGACAAUGGUGACAUUUUAGACCCCAAUGACUAUGGGAUGGAGUUUUGUAGGUAUCAUCCUCCGGGGUCACCAAUCAGUCCCUGCAUGCGUCCUCAUGCCAAGUAUCACCUCAAUGAAGAAAAGCUUAUCAGAGAAAUCGUUGAGAAGAAGAUGGAGGAAAGGAGAGCCGCCAUGGAACGUCUUGAAAUCAUCAAGAAUGCGAAGGGAAAUCUGUUCUUGCACUUCCUUUCCAAUAUCAGCGCUCACGUCCUGCUUCUGCAAGAGGCCAGCACUAUCCGCCAACUUGAAAAGAACGUGCUAGAGGAAAAAGGAUCCUAUGUGCGCCACAUGGGAGGCGGGGGAGAGGGGCGGGAGAGAGAGGCGGAGGGAGGAGGGGACGAGACAGAGCGCAUGGGUGAGGGGGCCAGAAUCGGGGAGGAGCUGCGGCGAGCAGCUCGCCAGCGGCGGGCUGCGAAAACCAGGAGUUUGGAUGAUGAGUAUGUGAGGUUCGUGCGUGACGCGCGCAGUUCCCUCAGGAACAUCUGGAACGCAUCUCAGUCACCUUUCUUUGCAGCUGCUGAGGUCAACGUGAACCCCUGCAAGCUCAAGUUCCACAGGAUGCCCACAUGGUUGGGCAAAGAAGAUCGCCGGCGAGGCUCUGCGGUAGAUUUUGUGGUCAAAGCUAUCACAAAUGUUCUUUUCCCCAAAAGCGGCUUGGAAGGGCUCCAGGGGAAUUACAGAGCAGCCUGGGAUCCGCAGAGCUCAGCCAAGAAGGGCAAAAGGAGUCCGUCCGUCAUGGCGAGUGCAAAUACGAAUCUAGGCUACUCGGGUGGGAUGUUGGCGAUGGUGUUGGAAUUGGAAGUCGAAGGCGAAAAUGAGGCUGCUCUUGAAGCAGACCUGAAGGUUCCGUCGCUAUUCCGAGUGGAUGGCAAAGUGGCGUUGGUCACAGGCGGUGGAUCCGGGAUCGGUGCCAUGAUUGCCUCUGGAUUUGUGCAGAAUGGGUGUCGGGUGUACAUUGCUUCGCGGAAGGACACUUCCAAGUAUGCCGAAGAUCUGACGGCCAAAGGACCUGGCUCUUGCGUGGCGCUCACUUGCGACAUCAGCAAGCACGACCAGCAGACGAAUCUGAUAGAUUCGAUUCAGAAAGCUGAAGGCAAGCUGCACAUUCUGGUUAACAACAGCGGAACCAAUUUCAACGCGCCUCUUGGAAAAUACAGCCCGGAAAUGUUCGAGAAGGUCAUGCAGUUGAAUACGAACGCGCUCUUUGCAUUGACACGGCUUGCAGUGCCUUUGAUGGAGUCGUCAUCGUCACGAGAGGAUCCUGGCAGAAUAGUGCACAUCUCUUCUGUCAAUGGUCUUCAGCCGCCACUGAUUGACACUUUUGCAUACAGCACCAGCAAAGCCGCCGUAGUUAUGCUGUCGAAGCACCUCGCCGGUGCUUUGGGGCCGCGGCACAUCACCUCCAACUGCAUUUGCCCUGGGCCCUUCAUGUCACGAAUGAUGCGUGGGACGAUCGAGGCAGUGGGUGAGGAGAACAUUGCCAGUAGCACUGCGGUUGGUCGUCUCGGCCUUCCCUCGGACAUCGCAGGUGCUUGUAUCUUCCUUUGCAGCGCCGCCGGCUCCUAUGUGACUGGCACGGAGUUUGCCCUUGAUGGAGGGUCACUGGUAUGCCGAGCUCCAAAGAGCAACUACUGA